AUGGCAACCUUGACUAAGUCCGUGGUCAGACUUCAUUUGCUGUGUAUUUUCUUUGCUGUUGGGUCCUUCGUCUGGGGCUACCAUGUUGGUGUUCUAUCUUCGGUCCUUGUUCACCCUGGAUUUGUUGCCGCUUUGGGCAAACCCACUGCAGCACAGAAAGGUGUAAUAACAGCCAUAUACUACUUGGGAACAUGGACUGGCUACAUUUUCAUCUCCCACCCGGCGGCCGACUAUUUCGGAAGACGUUUUGCUGCACUGAUGGGCACAGCCACGGUUGCGGUAGGAACUGCUUUUGAGGCUGGCGCAACAGCCCCCGGCGCAUACGCGAUGAUGAUUAUUGGGCGCAUCAUUAGUGGAAUCGGAGUUUCUAUUAUCUCUACAUCAGUGCCUCUCUAUCAAAGUGAAGUUGCGCCCGCUGCCCAGCGGGGAAAGUAUGUCGUGUUAAAUCACAUUGGAUUUGUCGCGGGUCUGGCUGCUGGCUUCUGGGUUGGCUAUGGAGUGACAUUUUGGCAGAGCACGCCUCAUGAUGUCUAUGUCUCGUGGCGAUUCUCCAUCGCCAUUGUUCUAAUCCCUUGUCUUAUAUUUGGCACGGGACUUCCAUUCCUUCCAGAGACGCCGCGCUGGCUCGUAGAGCAUGGCCAUUACCAUCGGGCACAGCGUUCCCUCCACUGGCUCCGUGAGGGCAGUUACACCAACUCCGAAAUGGAAGCCGAGCUCAAUAAAAUCCAGGACGCUGUGGAAGAACACAAAUCAUCAACACUAAAUUGGCUAUCCCUAUUCAAGGAGAGAGAUCUCUUCAAUCGCCUUUGGCGGGCAUCGCUGUUGCAGUUCAUGGCUCAAAUGUGUGGGGCCACAGCGAUGAAGUACUACCUACCCACAUUGCUCGGGAAACUAGGGGUUUCUACUCGGGUUACACUUCUGAUCGGUGGCAUCGAAUCCACAGCGAAAAUUGGGAUGACGGUUAUCGAAAUGCUGAUCAUCGACGUGGUGGGCCGAAGAACGACUUUAGUUGCUGGAUGUGCAGCAAUGAGUGCUGGAAUGCUUAUCAAUGGUGCACUCGGCGAAGCAUUCCCUGAUAACCAAAACAAGACUGCAGAUGUUGUCUGUAUCGUCUUUAUCUUUGUCUAUGCUAUAGGAUAUUCUAUGGGUUUCGGACCCGCUGCAUGGGUUUAUGGCUCAGAAAUCUUUCCCACAUCAGUCCGAGCAAGAGGUCUUAACUUUUCUGCUUCUGGUGGAGCUAUCGGGUCGAUAAUAGUCGCACAGGUCUGGCCGGUGGGUAUUGAUCAGAUUGGGUCACGUAUCUACUUCUUUUUCUUUGCAGUAAACGUUGUAUGCGUCCCAAUUAUUUACCUAUUUUAUCCGGAAACACGUGGGCGCGCACUUGAAGAUAUGGAUGUCUUGUUCUCCAAGAGCGUUAUUCGGCGAAACAGCAACCUGAGCGAAGAACAUGAAGACACAGCAGCACCAAAGCCCGCAGCUCAUGCUGUAUGGUCGACCUAG
Molecule: messenger RNA, 1500 nt
Organism: Neoarthrinium moseri
Lineage: Eukaryota; Fungi; Ascomycota; Sordariomycetes; Amphisphaeriales; Apiosporaceae
Exons: 8
Coding region: 1-1500 (499 amino acids)
Biological process (GO): transmembrane transport; carbohydrate transport
Cellular component (GO): membrane
Molecular function (GO): carbohydrate:proton symporter activity
Source: RefSeq, a predicted model, not a curated record